CCGCCGUCAUGUCGGCCCAGGCCCAGAUGCGGGCGCUGCUCGACCAGCUGAUGGGCACGGCUCGGGACGGAGACGAAACCAGACAAAGGGUGAAGUUUAUGGACGACCGAGUGUGCAAGAGCCAUCUUCUGGACUGUUGCCCUCAUGAUAUUCUGGCAGGAACGCGCAUGGACCUGGGAGUAUGCACAAAAAUCCAUGAUCUGGCGCUCAGAGCAGAUUACGAGAUUGCAAGCAAAGAGAAAGACCUGUUCUUCGAGAUGAAUGCGAUGGAUCACUUGGAGUCCUUCAUUGCGGAGUGUGACCGAAGGACGGAGUUGGCCAAAAAACGCCUUGCGGAAACACAAGAGGAGAUCAGCGCUGAGGUGGCGGCAAAGGCUGAAAAGGUGCACGAGCUCAACGAAGACAUUGGCAAACUCCUGGCUAAAGCUGAGCAGCUGGGUGCCGAAGGGAACGUGGAUGAAUCCCAGAAGAUACUGAUGGAAGUCGAGAAAGUUCGCGCGAAAAAGAAAGAAGCAGAGGAAGAAUACCGCAAUUCCAUGCCCGCGUCCAGUUUCCAGCAGCAGAAGCUGCGGGUGUGCGAGGUCUGUUCAGCGUACCUGGGCCUCCACGACAAUGACCGCCGUCUCGCCGACCACUUCGGAGGCAAGCUGCACCUGGGCUUCAUCCAGAUCCGCGAGAAGCUGGACCAGUUGCGGAAAACCGUGGCAGAAAAACAGGAGAAGAGAAAUCUGGAUCGGAUGAAGCGGAGGGAAGAAAGAGAGCGAGACGAGCACGUGGGGCCGCGGUCUGGGUCAAGGAACAGAGAUCGCAAGAGGUCCCGAUCCCGAGAGCGGAGGCGAAGACGCUCCAGGUCGGCUUCACGGGAGAAGCGGAAGUCCCGCUCCAAGUCCCGGGAGAGGCACAGGCGCCACCGCAGCCGUUCCGGCAGCCGCAGUCACCGGCGGGGAUCCAGGGACAGGAGUACAAAGCACAAAUCCUCGCGAGAUCGGUUUUCGAGGGAGAAGUCGCGGGAAAGGGAGAAGAAAGAGAAGAGCUCUUCCGAAAGGAGGCCCGAGAGCACCAACGGCAAAUCUCACUCGAAGAGGUCGGAGGAGAGGGAAGCCGGCGAGAUUUGAACUCCGGCCGGACCA
This is a messenger RNA of Euleptes europaea (tarantolino), 1130 nucleotides long. It is a transcript of the gene LUC7L, whose product is annotated as LUC7 like. Gene Ontology annotation, cellular component: U1 snRNP; U2-type prespliceosome. Bases 9 to 1115 code for a protein of 368 amino acids. Gene Ontology annotation, biological process: mRNA splice site recognition. The record is from RefSeq and is a predicted model, not a curated record. Gene Ontology annotation, molecular function: mRNA binding. The transcript is spliced from 10 exons. NCBI's taxonomy places the organism in Eukaryota, Metazoa, Chordata, Lepidosauria, Squamata, Sphaerodactylidae.